This is a messenger RNA of Cryptococcus wingfieldii CBS 7118, 1365 nucleotides long. RefSeq lists its product as hypothetical. The coding region runs from base 1 to 1365 and encodes 454 amino acids. Lineage: Eukaryota; Fungi; Basidiomycota; Tremellomycetes; Tremellales; Cryptococcaceae. The transcript has 4 exons. The record is from RefSeq and is a predicted model, not a curated record.
AUGAACGAUGGCCAACGCUCUCUAAGACUCUCCAUAGACUUCUCCCAAUACACCCACAAAACCACCCACCUCCUCGCCAUCAUCUCCACCCACUCCCAAUGCCAGCGCGACCUCUUCCCCUCCCCCUUCCGGCCUACACCGCCCACGCCGUCUCACGCGUUGAGAAGGAAAGUGUGGAUGUUGUUGUUUAGAAAGGAUCGGGGGAUGAUGGAGAGGGCGGAACGGGAGGGGUUGGUAGAAUGGGUGGAGGGGGAUGGGAUUGAGGGGGCUGGGAAGUGGGAAGUGGGGGAUGAGUGGGAUGAGGGGGUUUAUAACCCGAUUGGUGAUUGGGUUGAAGAGCUCAUGGAAACCUUCCGCCAUGAGCUAUACGACAAGCCAGGCAUGUUUGACAGACGCUGGACUUCCUGGGAGGAUGUAGCGGAUGAAGACGAGGAAGAUCGUCUCCGAGAACUCUGCCCCCACUACUUUCAGCUAAGAACUCUGAUGGACGCCGCUGGUCUUCUUCCAAAACUCAUCAAGAAGCCCAAGCCGGCCCCACCGAUCAUUACCAUAUCUUCCGAUGAAUCGGAUGGAUCCGAGGAUGGGGCAGCUCCUCCUUCUUGGCGUGUACGGCGAAAGAGGCGGUCAAAGACGUCGGAUACGGCGGCGUCUUCUGCUUCUGCUUUCACCUCUUCCCCUUCCUCAUCGUCGGACUCGGACAGUGAGGACGACCCCAUACCUCUCUCGCCUUCCGAAUACGUCGUCCCCCGACGCCACACACCAUCACUCCCAUACAGACCCCGUCCACCUAAACGUCUAUCCCCCCGACCUCUCCCUCCCAGACCCGUCCGCAACCUCCCUUCUUCCUCUUCCGCCUCUGAAACCGAUACCGAACCCCUCCACAUCUCAGGUCAUUUCGAAAAACGCGCAAGGCGGCCCGAUACGCCCCCUCUAGGGCAUUUACCGGGGAUCUAUUCGUAUCACGAUGAACUAGAUAGGGCGAGGGUGAUGGGGCUUUUCGAUUUCGCGCCCCCAGAUCAAGGGGAUGGGGUGGGGGUGGAGGUGAAGGUGAUACCGGAGAGUAUGGAGUUGGAUAGUGAAGGUGAACCUGAAUGGGGCGGAGAUGCGGUGGUGAAAGUGGUACUCCAAGAAACAGACGGGCGUCCCUGGCCAUCCGAUAUCGUUGCCGAAGUGCAUCUCCCAGAACCAGAGGGAAGGCGAAAGAGGAAGAGGGCCAGGCCGGGGGAGGAUACAGGGAGAGGGGAGAGUGAGAGGAGGGUCAAGAGGAAGAUGAGGAUACCGAAUUUGCAGAUUGCGAAAGAUGAUCUGAAUAGGAAGGCUCAGAAGCGGAUGGGCGUGGUUCUUGCUGGGGUGGAUAUUUUGUGA